Molecule: messenger RNA, 3554 nt
Organism: Nothobranchius furzeri (turquoise killifish)
Lineage: Eukaryota; Metazoa; Chordata; Actinopteri; Cyprinodontiformes; Nothobranchiidae
Product: sialin
Biological process (GO): transmembrane transport; monoatomic anion transport
Cellular component (GO): plasma membrane
Molecular function (GO): transmembrane transporter activity
Source: RefSeq, a predicted model, not a curated record
GCAUUAACUGGUAGGCGAAGACAGUGGAGUCUUUAGUAGAUCUGUUCUUUAGUACUUGCCGCUGCUCAUGUGACUUUUCUUUCUCUUGAAUUUCGGAUCAACAGCAGCAGCCUCGGUGUUCCACCGGUUUCAGGUUCACGUAUCCACACAACCGGAGGACGGUUUCAGGUACUUUAAUCGUUAAACAGAUUUGCUGAACAUCAUGACUCGCUGACGCCUGAAGCCGCCUCGGACGACCGUCAUGCCGCCGCCCGGUGGCUGCUCCAUCAACGCGGACUCGUCAGACGAGAGCGAGGACACCAAGUCGCUCAUCCAGAAUGACCCGGCUCCUCCUCAGUGCUGCUCGGCGCGGCUCAACCUCGCUGUCCUCAUGUUCCUCGGCUUCUCCGUGGUCUACGGUCUGCGUGUCAACCUCAGCGUUGCCAUGGUAGCCAUGGUGAACGCCACCAACCCGUCUGUAGACAGGAACACGUCGGUGGCCCCCGCCUGCCCGCUGCCACCCGGGACGGAGAACACCAGUGACACCCUGCAGCAGCCAGACGGGACUCCCGAGUACACCUGGAACCCGGAGACCCAGGGCUGGCUCCUGGGAGCUUUCUUCUUUGGGUACCUGUGCACCCAGAUCCCAGGGGGGUACCUGGCCGGUCACUACGGCGGCAGCAAGUUCCUGGGCCUGGGGGUGCUGGGCACGGCUCUCCUCACCCUCCUCACCCCUGUGGCAGCGUCAUGGGGGGUGCACUGGCUGUUCGCCCUGCGAGCGCUGGAGGGCUUCGGAGAGGGCGUGACGUUCCCGGCCAUGAUGGCGAUGUGGGCCCGCUGGGCCCCUCCUCUGGAGCGCUCCCGCCUGAUGACCCUGUCGGGCUCCGGCGGUGCCUUCGGGGCCUUCGUGGCCCUCUCGAUCACCGGUUUCAUCUGUGAAAAGCUGGGCUGGCCCGCUGUUUUCUACCUCUGCGGGGGCGCCGGCUGCUUCUGGGCUCUCUUCUGGUUUUUCCUCGUGGCUGAUGACCCUCGAACUCACCCUCGGAUCAGCGAAGAGGAGAGAGAGUACAUCGUCAGCUCCGUCGGGGCUCAGGGGACGGGUCACGGCUGGUCGGUGCCGCUCCUCUCCAUGGUUCUGUCCGUCCCGCUGUGGGCCGUCAUCAUCACACAGAUGUGCUUCAACUGGACCUUCUACACGCUGCUCACCUCCCUCCCCACCUACAUGAACAGCAUCCUGCACUUCGACCUCCAGUCGAACGGCUUCCUGUCGGCUCUGCCGUACCUCGGGAACCUGCUGGUCUCGCUCCUGUCGGGCGUCGCCGCGGACGCGCUCAUCGAGAGGAAAGUCUUCAGCAUCACCGUCGUACGGAAAAUCUUCACCUUCUUCGGCUUGCUGCUGCCGGCGGUUUUCCUUGUUCCCGUCGGUUACGUCGGAUGCAGCCACAUCCUCACUGUCACCUUCCUCACGCUCUCCACGAGUUUAGGAGGCACCAGCUCCCCCGGAGUCUUCAUCAACCAGAUCGACAUCGCUCCUCGGUAUGCAGGAUUCCUGCUGGGAAUCACCAACACGUGCGGGACGAUCCCGGGAGUCAUGGCUCCGAUUGUAACCGGAUACUUUACCGAAGACCACUCGAUGGACGGAUGGAGGAAGGUGUUCUGGGUCGCCGCUGGGAUCAAUGUAGGCGGCGCCAUCUUCUUCACAAUCUUCGGCAGUGGCAAGAUCCAGAAGUGGGCCGAGACGGAGGAGGAGAGGGCAGAACCGGAGAGGACCAGGAACGGGUCCGCCGGACAGUAGAGGGUUUCCUCCUGGUUAGAAGAUUCCUUCCAUGUUUUACCUCCAGGAUCUGAGAUGAGAACUCCGACGCCUCAUUCACACGAUCCGGAAAACGCACGACCUCCGCAAAGCCCAAAAAAUCAUUGAGUCUGAUCAGAGCAUUCACACCAGCUGGAUCCGGAAGGAGCUCCGUAACGUUUCCGUAACGAGUCUGCUUUUACCGGACGCUGCGCGCGGAAGUGAAAGAAACUACAUGAGCCUGACAGGAAGUGAGCUGUAAAUUUCCAGAGACGUUCUGCACACAAUCCGCACUUGUUAAGUCAUUUGCUGCCAGCGUUUCUCACCGUUUUUACUGGUUUUUUAAGUCACAGAACGUUGCGCGCUAGCAUGAUGUCGACGCCAAAACAACCAAAACAAAGCGGAGACUCACCUCUUACAUCAGGAAGAGUCCGCGUGUUUCGAGCGUUAUCCGUUCUUUCAUAAUCCGUUGUUGAAUUGUGAUCGGCAGAAGCUUUUCCGGUUCGCGUCUCACUUUUUUUUUUACAGCAGCGGCCCAAAACGAUCUCCUAACACAUGGAUGUUCUGCUUCCUGAUCACGUGACGUGUGACGUACGCGGAUGAAGAUCUGAGAUGUUUGUUCUCACGGAGCGGGGGCUCGUCCGACGCCCACACAGUAAAAACAUGCAUUGGCAGUGAACGAGUUAAUGGAAGUCCGUCUGGAAGCCGUAGAGAAACCAGACCUUCAGAAGGUCUGAUCCAGAUUAGGUCCACUUUCACAGAUUAUAGGAAAGUUCUGGAAGGACUGGGUCGGCAGUUUUAACAUUUAAAUAUAUAAAUCAUUUUACAGGUGAAUCCUAGAUUCUCCUGCCGCUGUAUUUAUUCUUACCUCCGAAACAUCUGUUGCAUCCAUUUACUGGGAUUCUGUCCCAGAUUCCCGUCACCGUUGGAGGUUUAUUUGUUUCCUGUUUUCUGCAGCGCCCAACUCCUCCCAGGUCGGGAGUCUUUGCUCUAAAGCACUUAAAACCAAAGAUAACAAAUACAUCACCAGAUGUCAUUUCUGCUGACUCAUCCCUCGCACCAACACACACCGCUCCUUUAAAGUUGUAAAGGUGUUUCUGACUAAGAGAAGAAGGUUUGGAUUAGGCAAAAGGCCCACUUUCUCAGUACAGGUCAGGGCCGCGUUCCACUCCUGUGGCUAGCAAGCACAACUUCUUCUAAAUGGAAAGGAAUGCAGCCCUGACUCGACUGAUUCAGACUCAUAAUAACAUGAAAAUUAUGAAUCAGAUUUUAUAUGUUAGUUAUUAAAAGUGUUUCCUGUUUAGUUUUGGUUCAAACUUCAGCCUGAGUGCGUUAGAAUAACGUCAGGAAUACAUAAUCUUAUUUUUAUUAGUAAUUUAAUCCAAAUUUCUUCUGACUGCUUGGUGUAACACUUCACAGGUUCGGAGCUUUACAUUCGACCUAAACUUCCUGUUUUAUUGUUUUUUAUACAGAAGAGGUACAAGCGGAUCCGUAGCUCCGCCUCCAAACACCAAGAGCCUUAAACUUAACGUGUGCCACUUUAGCUUUUUGUACGGUGAUCGUUUUAGGAGAUCAGGGCACGUCGGAUGGUUUUUGUUGUUUCAGGGGUACGUUUAGUGUCUAAGUCUGAUCCUUCCUACAAACUAUGCAGUCUAUUAAAUUGCACUUUGAUUGUAUAAAUAUGCCGAUGUACAGAACUGAAACAUUUGUUUAGAACAUUUAUAAAAUAAAAAUUUGUAAUUAAAAGAUCUGGGAACAAAAAAUAAAUCAGCCCACUUUUCCU